Molecule: messenger RNA, 2163 nt
Organism: Magnolia sinica
Lineage: Eukaryota; Viridiplantae; Streptophyta; Magnoliopsida; Magnoliales; Magnoliaceae
Product: WRKY transcription factor 55-like
Exons: 3
Coding region: 192-1319 (375 amino acids)
Biological process (GO): regulation of DNA-templated transcription
Molecular function (GO): sequence-specific DNA binding; DNA-binding transcription factor activity
Source: RefSeq, a predicted model, not a curated record
CACCAUCCUUUUCAGGUGGCGGUCCCUCAGAUUGGUAAAAGGUUCUCUAUUUCCAUGUCAUUUCCUCCCAAGUGCACAAACAUGGAAGCCUACCAAAAAGUUCCGUCAGCCCAUUUAAAAUCUAUAUACCCUUUCAAAUCCAAAACAACCCAAAACAAGAAGAAGAGAGUAAAAAAAUAAAUCAAACAUCCAUGGAUGAAACCAAUGAAGCCAUGUCUCAAAUCCUCCAUGGGUGCAAACUAGCAAAAGACCUUGAAUCAAAACUCCGUUAUUUAGAAAACCAACCUCAUUUUCUCUCUUCUUCAUGUGAAGAAAUCACUAAAGCCUUCAACAAGGCCAUUGGCCUACUGAAUUCCGAUAGCCAGCACAUGAUCUUUGGAGAAUCAUCGUCCCAGCCGUGUGGUGGUCCACAGUCAGGCACCCGUGUGCCACAGGACCUCCUGAGCGGCUACACCCAACCCAUGGAUCUUUUCCAUUCCAAUGCUUUGGCUGGAAGCAACCUGUUCAACGUCGGCGUGCUGUCGGAACGUGAGGGCCUGCUCGAGCUGGGAUCGGAAAUCCCGACCGGGUCUAGCCUUAUGGAAUAUUGUAGCGCUGGGGAAACUGACGGUUUUCCGCACUCGGGCUCAAGCGGAGAAAUCAAGGCUGCCGAGGUAUCUGAUUCUGGCAUGAGUUCUCCUACGGCGGGAGCUCUGUCCGUUGCAAGAUCCAGGAGCAGGAAGGAUGCUGGUGAGAAACGGACAAUAACAGUACCAGCCCCACGUGAGGGAAACACGGAGACUCCACCGGACGAUGGAUUCACCUGGAGGAAGUACGGACAGAAGGAGAUCCUCAACUCAAAAUUCCCCAGGGGCUACUACCGAUGCACGCACAAGAACUACUACGGCUGUGAGGCGAAGAAGCAAGUUCAACGUCUGGAUGAUGAUCCCCUCAUGGUCCAAGUGACCUACUGUGGCCACCAUACGUGCCAGACCUCGCCAACACCUCUCGUGCUGUCCACAACGGAAACCCAACAUGGCAUGCUAGUCACAACACAAGGGCCUUCCGUGUCUACCUCCAUUCAUCUGGGUAGCUGGUUUUCUAGCCACCUCGACGCCACCGAAAAGAACAAAAAUGCACCUAUGGACCCACACGCGCAAAUGUACAGGGGCUUCCAUGGCACGGGCGAAAGAAGCACUGCGCAUGGCGAAUCUUCUUCGCAUGGGCGAGGUGGGAAAGAGAUGGAGACUAGUGCUGAGGAUCUUGCCGAAUUCAUGUUUAAUCAGGGAGGUAGUGGCAAUAGCAUUGAUGCAAUUUUCUCUCCCAAAAAAGAGGAUUGAUUAGGAACGUGUGAUGUGAAUAUGUGGGGGAACUGUUUGGAGAGGUGAGUCAUGGCACACGUGCCAAUAUAAUAGACACGUGAGAAGUCCUGACCAUGAGCUAUAGGUGGGGCACUAUCUGACAUGCGCCUGUCCGGUGACAGGUGAGCAACAGGUGAUACAUUGUUCAUUUUCUUUCCUAGGUCAUGUUAGCAAUUGCCCACCUGAUUUUUGGUCUGGAUCUUGCAUGUGUAUGACGUUGGCAUGUGUGCAGAAAUUCACCUCUCCAAUCUCUUGUUGUGCGAAAUACCCAGCAUUCGGCUGGUGUCUUUCGAUAAACCUCACACGGUGAGGGUAAUGAGACUACUCUUUUUUCCAUUUAUUUGGUGUCGUAAUAGUAGAAAGUGAUGUAACUUUUAUUUUUGGUUAUAUGCGUCUUUCCCAGAGACAUGCUGAGGCACAGGUGACCUACGACGUUUGUAUGAGAUCAUAGAAAGGAGGAUAUGAAUUUAGUAGAUCUAUGCACAUGUUAAAUUUAUAAAUCUAAAUUGGAUUUGAAUUUGGUAGAAUAAAGAUACAAAUUCAUGAAUCUAAGAAGCAUUUAUUGUAAGAAAAUAACUUUUGUUACUCUUAACAGUAUCUCUUUUUAGUGGAUUAGCCUUUUUUUUCUAAGGUCCUGUUUAGUUUUCAAAUUAGAAUAAUAAAUGCCUGUAAAUGAGUAACGAUUAUUUAUUCUUAUUGUAGGGUGACAUCACUUAUAUUUUGCUGCGAUGAUUAUUUUGUUACAUUGUUUGUUUCACCCAGAUCAUGUAAAAUUGUAUUUUUUAUAAUGCAAAAAUGUACUGAUUACAAUAUACUUUACCUA